GAAGGCUGCAAUGGUUUGGAGGAUAACGCUGAGGCAGUGUCGGGGAAAUGCAUCCAGUCGGCGCCGAGUGAAUAUUGUGUGUGUACAAGCGUUUGGCACUGGCAGUGGUUGUUUUCAACCUGCCAUCUGUCCUUCUCGCUGUCUUGGACGUUGCCAACGGCAGCCAGCAACAUCCACGCGACGCCUUCAUACUAUUUAGUGAUGCUCAUAAUCGCGCAUGAUCAUUGAGCACCAGAAUCUUGAAGUUGAAGUGAUCGCUUGAGCUGCCCCACACCGAUCUUAUUCUUUUCCCCGGUUCGCCUGUCCUUUACAUAUCUUGGAAAUAGAUCUGGAACAUGGCACCCAAUUUCCUAUCCAAGUUUGUCAAGAGCAGCUCCCCUUCAGGUUCUGACCACCAUAGGUCUCGCACCAGCUCGUCCUCGCGUUCUUCCUUUAACAUCGCUUCAAAACCCACCAUUGCUCUAUCUCCGGCACCCCCUGGCAAUAAGCCAGCAUCCGCGCCGUCCGGCUACGAUAGCUCCGAUUCGUCUAAUCCUAAUGUCACUGUCGUUCCACCAUCACCCCACACCAGCGACCUUUCCUUUGGAGACCAGCAGAGCAAUAAGUCGGCUGUGAAGAUCGACGCUGCAGCCAACGGCAGCCUGUCUUCCUCGACGACACGUCGUGUUCACUCAUUGUCAGUUGGAAACCAAUCACCGUCCUCACCCGCAACUAGUCCAGAGGAAGAUCCAAUGACACCGACUCCCUGGUCCAGACCAGCUGCGCCUGACCGCUCCACUACGGUACGGCCGUUGUCGCAGUCGAAUUCGGCGGGUGACCUCCGCUCUCUAGGCCAGCAAGGCUCACCUUUACGUGCAAGUACUGUUGCACCCGCUGGACAUUUGGAGGAACCGACACCACGUAAAAGGACAAUUUCGCAGAAGUCAAGCCGCAGUGCACUCAGAGUCAAGAUAGACAAUAAUGCAUCAUCUACUACAACAAAUGACCAGGCUGCUACCAUUGCGGCUCCUAUCACGACCUCACCAUCGGAGUUAACUUCAGGUGCUGAAACUGCAUCGAUCAUUGUCGAUUCUCCUACUCAUAUCAACACGGACUUUGGCCCUAUCAAACCUAUUGCUCCGAGUGCAACGAUGCCUAGCGUCACCAGUUCCUCUUUGCUCGUCCCAGACAAUUCGGACUCUGUUUCCGUGUACUCCGUCGGAGGCACGAAGAAGCGUCGCCCAUGGCAUCGUUCUUCAGCGAAGGAGAAGGAAAGGGAAGCUUCAAUGCCUUCGCUUUCUACGUCAUCCACGUUCUCUACCAGUACAUCACCAAAAUCCAAGCGCAAGGCAAGUGCUGCAAACGGUCUUGCCUCAGCACUCGCAGCGUCCGGUCUUGCCAUGGCAAAUCCGGGUGCAAUCAUGCAGCCAAUGCCCAUUUCUGAGAACAGUACCACUUCCACCGCUCGAGCUACACGGUCUAAUUCCAUGGCGAGCGGUACUGUGUCGCCUGGUCAUAGUGUCACCUCUGCAUCACAUAGGCGACGGACGUCUAAUGACACACCAAAGACUCCUCCACCCCACUCCUCACGGUCGCGCCAGACGUCGAUCAGUUACGCAACCAGCGACAUUUCUGAUAGAGCAUCUUUCUACUCUGGUGAUGAGGGAGAGGACAUGGGCUCUGGCUCAGAGGGGGAGGACCUGGACGAUUUGGAUUUAGAUGCAGAUGAUAUACCCGUCACGGGCUUUGCGGUUGCUAGUGCUAGACGCAACCAAGAAUUCCAUGAGAUGUUCAGCAAUAUUCCCGAGGGUGACUACUUAAUCGAAGAUUAUGGCUGCGCGUUGCAACGUGAGAUCCUCAUUCAGGGGAGGCUGUACAUAUCCGAGAACCAUGUAUGCUUCCACGCCAACAUCUUCGGCUGGGUCACCGAUCUUUGCAUACCCAUGCACGAGGUUAUACAGCUCGAAAAACGCAUGACGGCGUUUGUCAUUCCCAACGCAAUUCAAAUAAUAACUCGAACUGCGAAAUACACGUUCACGUCGUUUCUUUCUCGAGAUACCACUUUUGAUGUUAUGUAUAACGUUUGGAGAUUAGCCCGACCAGAAGGGGAUUCUACGUCCGUCCUCGUUGCCCCAUCGGGACUGAAUGGUGAUGCAAUCAGGGAGUCUGUGGGAGACAUGAAUGGCGCCGUUCUUAAUGGCAAGAAGGGCAACGAGGUUCUAGUGGCCGCAAGGAUGAACAAGUUUACCCAGUGUGCUUGUGGUAGGGCUGGUCAACAUUUUAGUGAAAUCGCGAUGGAGAGUAUACUCCCAGGCACACCGGAGAAGAUAUACAAUCUCAUGUUCACCAGCGGGUUUAUAAAGGAGUUCAUGCGAAGCGAUCAGAAGCUCCUUGACAUCCAGAUAUCUGAUUGGACGCCUCUGCCUGAUAAUCCAGUGUUGCUGUUUCGCAAUAUGUCCUACAUUAAACCGCUGACCGCAAGCAUUGGUCCAAAACAAACCAAGUGUGAAAUUCAUGACGAGAUGGUUCAUUGCGAUUUUGAGGACUAUGUCGUGAUGAUGGCCACGACGAGGACGCCGGAUGUUCCAAGCGGAGGCGUCUUCUCUGUGAAGACGAGGACAUGUCUCACCUGGGCGAGUAGCAUCUCAACAAAGGUCGUUGUAUCCACCCAGGUAGAAUGGACAGGACGGAGUUUCAUCAAGGGUAUCAUUGAGAAAUCUUGCAUCGAUGGACAGAAGACGUACCAUGCUGAUCUUGAAAGAGCCAUGCGGGAUUACAUACACCAACACCAAUCCGAAUUCAUCCCCGAAGGCAUCGACGUCGCCGUGGUAGAAGAGGCUGAAGCGCAAGCUGAAGCCCCCAAGACGCCUCUUAUUGGAGAGCGACUACCACUCAGUGAGGAAGCCCGCUUGCGCGAACAAGAACGAAACUUGCGGGGAUUACAGUGGGCGUACGAUACGUUCGAGGGCGCUUUCAAAGUUGCGCAACAAUCAACAGAAGGUGCUUUGGAACUCAUCCGAGACGCUUGGGAUCAAUCUACGACGAGCACCAUUCUUUAUUUCGUCAUUGUCAUCCUGGUCAUCAGCAAUAUCUGGACAUUGGCUAUGAUGGGCAAGCGUGAAGAGGUGGGGAGGCGCAAGGAGCUGAAACGGACUGAAGAAAGAGAACAAUGGGUUCAAGGGAUCGUUACUGCCCUUUGGGAUGAGCUGAAUGGGAACAAGAUACCAGUGGCGGGGGGUUCGCCUAUCGUGCGAUCCAGUACUGCGACGGGCUGGCGAGAGGAGAUAGCAGAACUCACGUUGGCGCUGGAUAUCGUUGAAGAUAGAGUCAACAGGCUGAGACAGAGUAUAUCCAACAUUGAAUCAUAGAACGGACUGAUGUUUAUUACUUCCAGUAUUGGGUUCUUCUUGGGCGGAUAUGUGUACUUUCAUUCCUUCACUCAUCCUGUGUAUGAUAUGCUAGUAAUCGUUUUACAUCGUUGAAUACAUUCUUCUUGGAUACCGCUGACCAAAGGUAUAUACUGCGAGACAUUCAUCCGAUCCUUCCAAAAGUCUCGAUCAGUUCUGUCCCUCCUCAUCCGCGCUGUUCCAAUGAAAAG
Somion occarium is the source of this 3577-nucleotide messenger RNA. The record is from the annotation of a GenBank genome assembly. Lineage: Eukaryota; Fungi; Basidiomycota; Agaricomycetes; Polyporales; Cerrenaceae.